GGUAUUAUUGAAAGCCUGCUAGAAAUUCGUCCAGAUAUGAAUGUCAUCAUGGCAAAUCAAGGUUUAUUCGCUUGGUUAUUAAGACGUUUACAAAAACGUCCAAUUUAUGAUAAAAAUAAAUUAUAUGUUAGUGAAUUAUUAUCGAUCCUAUUGCAAAUGGAUGAAAUGAAUCGUCGUCAAUUGGGUGAAGUAGAUGGUAUCGACAUAUUGUUACAACAAUUAUCUGUUUAUAAACGACAUGAUCCUACAAGUCAAGAAGAGAUUGAAUUAAUGCUAAAUUUAUUUGAUUGUUUAUGCAGUGCAUUAAUGUUACCAGAGAAUAAAGAUCGAUUUUUAAAAGGUGAAGGUAUACAAUUAAUGAAUUUAAUGUUACGUGAAAAACAUAUGUCACGUGACAGUGCCCUACGUGUUCUUGACUACACUUUAUGUCCUGUUUCACAAUUCACCGAUCAAACAACCAAUGACCCGCUGCAAUCACAUCAAAAAUCCACUGGGAAUACAACAGUCGAUGCUGAAGCUGUAGUUGUAGCGAAUUGUUCAAAAUUCAUUGAGAUUUUAGGUUUACGAACUAUUUUCCCAUUGUUUAUGCAUUGUCCACGUGAACAUGCCCUGCGAUCAACAUCGUGCGGGUCGAAAAUCAAAAAAGCCAAAGUGAUCAGUGGUCCUACAGCGGCUGAAAUGGAAGAACA
Molecule: messenger RNA, 689 nt
Organism: Schistosoma turkestanicum
Lineage: Eukaryota; Metazoa; Platyhelminthes; Trematoda; Strigeidida; Schistosomatidae
Source: the annotation of a GenBank genome assembly